Molecule: messenger RNA, 543 nt
Organism: Populus nigra (black poplar)
Lineage: Eukaryota; Viridiplantae; Streptophyta; Magnoliopsida; Malpighiales; Salicaceae
Exons: 3
Coding region: 120-380 (86 amino acids)
Source: RefSeq, a predicted model, not a curated record
AUAUGCUCACGGGAUCAUAAAAAUCUGGAAGGAGCCGAAGCAGGAUAAGAUUAUAUAUAGUUGCUUCAAAAAUAUCUGAAACUCUGUAACAAAAAAAACAUAUCUGAAAUUCCCACAACAUGAAGACACAGGAGACUGAAAGGAUAAACGAAGAAGGUGAAGCUGAAACCAGGGUGGAGACUGUCGAUCACCGGACUUCAGCGGGGAAAGGCGAAUCCACCGAUGAGAAAGUGGGGGUGGUUCAUCUUAAGCGCAACACGAGGGAUUCUGGCAGUGGUGGUGGAAUUUUGUCUAGCGCAGCUGCUGCAGUGACUAACACCUUCAAGUCUGCAAAGGAUGCCAUCAUGGGCGGUCGUGGCAAAGAUAACACCACCAAAUGAUCAUGAUAUCACCAUCUUUCUAUAUUUUGAAGUAUCCCGUUCGGAAAAAAGCAUUUUGUAGAAAAAUCUUUGCUUGAACCUCGUGGUAAAGUUUUGAGCUAUUUGCUGAUAAAUUGGGUGAAAUUUGACGGCACUAGAACGGUGCUUGUUUGGGCUUUCUUUU